Molecule: messenger RNA, 1107 nt
Organism: Ceratitis capitata (Mediterranean fruit fly)
Lineage: Eukaryota; Metazoa; Arthropoda; Insecta; Diptera; Tephritidae
Product: odorant receptor 85b-like
Exons: 5
Coding region: 1-1071 (356 amino acids)
Biological process (GO): sensory perception of smell; detection of chemical stimulus involved in sensory perception of smell
Cellular component (GO): plasma membrane
Molecular function (GO): odorant binding; olfactory receptor activity
Source: RefSeq, a predicted model, not a curated record
AUGAAUGCCAUAAAACGAAAUACAAAUUUCCUGCGCUUCACUGCGGGACCCGUUAAAUAUUUCAAAGUCAUUGGCAUUUGCCUGCAACCGCCGGAAACGUUAAGCAUUAAGUUCGCACGUUUCCUAACAGUACUUACUACACUGUUGCUCUUCGUGCAUCAGAUAGCAUUCUUAGUAACGCCAGGACGUACAUUCGUCGAGCUGUCAGCCGCUGUUGGUCUACUCAACUACACCACCGUCGGUGCCGGCAAAAUACUAUUUUUAAUCUUGAAUCGUCAUUUGCUGCUGAAGAGCUAUACGCAAUUGCAGGCCAUAUACCCUAGUGAGGCGGUGGAGCGCCACUACAAGCUAGACCGUUAUUUGCUUAUUUACAAACGCGUUGAAACUUUGCUUUACAAUUUUUUCAAAUACAUUUUAAUUGUUUACUUAGUAUCGCCUAUUGUGCAGUCGUUCUAUGAUUUAUGGUCUAACGGUGCAUACUCUUAUCGCAUGCCGACAAUAAUCUGGUAUCCGGUGCCGUUGGAAGAGUCGCUAUUGGAUUCGGUUUCGCAGCUCAUGUUGCAUCUGGAUUUGUUGGCGCAACGCAUACUCGAACUGCAGCCAGCUGAGCAGGGGAGUAUGAAUGAUUUAAAAGCGAUUAUUGAGUAUCAUCAACGGAUUUUGACGCUCGCUCAAGAUGUGAAUAGCAUCUUUGCUCCUUCGAUCGUCUUCAGUUUGGCCUCUUCAUCGUUUAUACUCUGCUUUAGCGCCUACCAACUCUUGGAAGAUGUCUCGUUCAUAUUCGCUCUGAAGGUUUUACUAUUACUUGGCUACGAAAUGAAACAGGUUGUGAUCACUUGCUAUUAUGGUGACAAACUAAUGGAUAGUAGCGCCAACUUGUUCAAUGUCGUUUAUGCUCACGAUUGGACCGAUGGUACGCCCGCAUACAAACGUCUCGUAUUGAUUAUGUUGAUACGCACUUAUCGGCCCAUAGCUUUGAAUGUCGCUGGCAUAGCAGACGUUUCGCUAAUUACACUAAAGCAGGUUCUGAGCACUUCUUAUCAAAUCUUCGCCGUUCUAAAAACAGCAUAAAAAAGCAAAAAUGCCACAUUUGUUGUGAAACGCAAU